AUGAGUCCAGCACAGCUUCAAUACGAGUCUCGAUGGUUUCACGGACCGAAAUGGUUGAUGUUGGACAACCAGUACUGGCCCAAUUCGGCACAGAUCGACGAAGGCAGUCUCGACCAGGCAGAUUUAGAGGAGAAAGGGAUUGUCGCGGUCCUCCCCGCCGUUUCCCCUAGUGAGAUCUUCGGACUUCGUUCGUCGCUGGUGGAUCUAGUUCGGCUGACUAUUCACAUUCGACGGUCCAAGUGGAAUUCAUCGCCGGCGAAUCGGUCCUGUCGGAAAGUAGGCUGCAUCACGUCCCAGGAGUACGACGACGCAGUAAAGGAGAUGGUGAAGCUAUCGCAGCGGGAAAGCUUUCCACAGGAAUUCGCAGACAUCGCUCGACACGGGCAGGUACAGGAGUCCUCCAGAAUUUCAAACCUCAAUCCCCAAUUAGUUGAAGGCGUAUUGUGCGUUGGCGGCCGGCUGAAGAACGCGGCUGUUCCGGAUGGCAGGAAGCAUCCGUACAUACUCGACCAUCGGCAUCCUUUCACGAGAAUCGUCGUAGUCUAUUACCACCGCAAAUACUUCCACGCUGGUCAACAGCAGAUCGUCACAGCAAUCCGAGAACGAUUCUGGCCAACGAGCGCCAGGAAUCUCGCAAGGCAGGUUAUCCACGAAUGCGUGCAGUGCUUUCGUGCGAAACCGAAAAUCCAGCAGCAACUGAUGGCCGAUCUACCCCCCGAGCGAGUAAGGCCAUGUUUCCCGUUCCAGAAAGUUGGUGUCGAUUACUGCGGUCCGUUCCACGUGGUGUACCCGCAGCGUCGAGCCCGACCGAUCAACUGCUUCGUAGCAGUCUACGUGUGCCUAGUUACCAAAGCGGUGCAUUUGGAGCUAGCGGCCGAUCUGUCGACGCAGGCAUUCCUCGCAACGUUGCAUCGAUUCACUGCGCGUCGUGGCAAACCAUCGCUGAUAAUGUGCGACAACGGGACGAACUUCGUCGGCGCUCGACGGAAGCUGGAUGAGCUAGCCCAGCUGUUCGUGAGUCAGCAGUUUACGGAUGCAGUGCUUCGGCAGACGAUAGAGGACAGAAUCGAGUUUCGGUUCAUUCCAGCCCGCUCACCGAACUUCGGAGGACUGUGGGAAUCAGCGGUAAAGUCGUUCAAGACGCUGUUCAAGCGAACGAUUGGCACUCGCACCCUGGAAUACGACAAGAUGCAAACGGUGCUGGUGCAGACAGAGGCAAUUUUGAAUUCAAGACCGCUGACCCCGAUCAGCAACGAUCCAGACGACUUCGAGGCCCUCACCCCUGGACAUUUCUUAAUCCAGCGGCCGCUGACGGCCAUUCCGGGACCCGAUCUUGGUGGAGUUCCGGAGAACAGACUUUCGGCUUGGGAAAGAAUGACAGAGUUCACCCAGAGGUUGUGGAAGAAAUGGUCGGAGCAGUAUCUGUCCAACCUCCACAAUCGGACGAAAUGGACGAGGCAGAGGAACAACAUAGCUGUUGGCACUAUGGUUGUUUUGAAAGAGGAGAAUUUGCCACCCUUGAAGUGGCAGUUGGCACGGGUGACCGAGGUUCACCCUGGGUCUGACGGAAACAUUAGAGUUGUGACCGUGCGGACCAAAGACGGCAGUUACCAGCGAGCGAUCUCCAAGAUCUGUGUGCUGCCAAUCCGAGACAAUUUUCCAUCUGGCGAAGGGGAGAACUAG
Molecule: messenger RNA, 1683 nt
Organism: Aedes albopictus (Asian tiger mosquito)
Lineage: Eukaryota; Metazoa; Arthropoda; Insecta; Diptera; Culicidae
Exons: 1
Coding region: 1-1683 (560 amino acids)
Biological process (GO): DNA integration
Molecular function (GO): nucleic acid binding
Source: RefSeq, a predicted model, not a curated record